This is a messenger RNA of Xenopus laevis (African clawed frog), 1864 nucleotides long. It is a transcript of the gene pi16.L, whose product is annotated as peptidase inhibitor 16. The record is from RefSeq and is a predicted model, not a curated record. NCBI's taxonomy places the organism in Eukaryota, Metazoa, Chordata, Amphibia, Anura, Pipidae. The coding region runs from base 112 to 1767 and encodes 551 amino acids. The transcript has 7 exons.
AAAUAUCUCACACCAUAUAGGAACAGAGACUGACAGUGACUCACAUACAGUGAAUGACACAAUCACACACUGUAGAAAUCGAGACCAUAUUGUUGAGGCAUUGGAGAAGUAAUGAGAAGACUGGAGAUGUCCAGUAUCAGGCUGGUGACUCUGUUGGUGGUGAAGCUGUGCUUGGCACUAAAUGAUGACGAAAAGAGAAUUAUUUUGGAAAAACAUAACUUCUAUCGAUCCCAGACUGAGCCUUCUGCAUCAGACAUGAUAAAACUGACGUGGGACACUGCUUUAGAAAAGCUGGCUAAAUCCUAUGCGGAGAAGUGCAUCUGGGAACAUAACAAAGACAGAGGAUUUAUUGGAGAAAAUCUGUUUGUGAUGUCUGGGUCAUCACUAGACGUGGUGUUAGGUCUGGAUGACUGGCACAAAGAGAGGGACUACUAUAACUUUACUACAGGAACAUGCCAGGAAGGACAGAUGUGUGGACACUAUACCCAGGUGGUCUGGGCUGGGACAGAACGGGUCGGAUGUGGCCAGAAAUUCUGUGAGAAGCUUGAAGGUGUUGAUGACGAAAACAUGUACCUGUUGGUGUGUAACUAUGAACCACCGGGGAAUUUUGAAGGAGAGAGCCCCUACAAAGAAGGCAUUAGAUGCUCCGAGUGUCCCCCUGAUCACGUCUGCCUGGAUUCUUUGUGCCUGAAAAUGAAAGACAUGGAAAAGGCCAGUACUGUAGUAGUGGAUUCCUCAACAGCAACCAGUACAAGCCUUGAAGGCAUAUACACGGAGAAAACACAAACUAAUCCAGUAGAGGUAAUGGAAUAUACAAGUCCAACUCUUCCUACUCAGCUAAUGCAUAAUAGCAGAACAAAAGUCUUCUUCACAACAACAGAAAGCUCCACCUCAAAGAAGAUCUCAGAAGGAAUUGGGAUAAGUGUUGCCUCUACCCAAGGAUCUGAAGAUUUUAGGACAACACAGAAAAUACAAGAGAGUGAUCCAACACAACUGCAUAGGAUUGGCUCCACAGGUUCUACCCAACAGGGUACAAGUCCUUAUUUUGUAAAGGGUGUAUCCACCUCUGCUCAGCCACCAGCACUUAGCCAGUUACCUCUCAUACCAGAAUCAAGUGCAAAAGUUCUUACAGAGAAAACACUGCCAAAGUCUGUGCAUUCAGCUCCUCAGCCAACACAUGGAACCUUGACUUCAGAUAAACCUUUGGCCAAUAAAGCAAUUACCCAACCAGUAGUUAAGAAAACAGAAAAACAGAAGGAUGAGCCCUUCCAACCACUAAUAAAGACAUUGAUCUCUUCGAGUCAAUCAAACCCCAAGGCUAAAGAUAAUGUCUCUCGGUCAUCGGCUUCAGCAGGCCAAAGCAAAACUGACCAAUACAAAGCAAAUUCUAAAGCCAAAAUUACCUCGAGACUGGGGAAACCCUCAACUGCACAGAAACGGUUCUACCAAUCCAUCAACUCAGAUAAAACCCACUUUGACAGUUCUGUCUAUAGACCUGCGAAGCACAGACCCAACUGUCCAUUUCCCUGUGUCAAUCAGGCAAUGAAGUUUUCAGUGAUCUUCCCGCUUUACAUGACAAAUAAUGUGAGCCCUGUUGGAGCCAGGGACCACAAAUGGUGGAAAAUACCAAAUUCUUCAAAAAACCCAAGCCACAAAAGACCCUGCAAGCCAACAGGCUAUAAGAGAGGAAUGUAUAGCUUGUACAAACCAAAACAAAAGUCAAAUUGGGACAGUCUUGAAAACAUCAUUGGCUCAGGCAAGGCCUAAAAAGCACUGUUCAGGAAAUAUUUGGACGUUUCCUCCAAAACUGAGCAUCCGCCUACAGUUUGCUCCAGGAAAUAAGAUAUAGCUCUCAUCAACUCAA